Molecule: messenger RNA, 1437 nt
Organism: Vespa mandarinia (Asian giant hornet)
Lineage: Eukaryota; Metazoa; Arthropoda; Insecta; Hymenoptera; Vespidae
Product: putative ribosome production factor 1
Biological process (GO): maturation of 5.8S rRNA; maturation of LSU-rRNA
Cellular component (GO): nucleolus; preribosome, large subunit precursor
Molecular function (GO): rRNA primary transcript binding
Source: RefSeq, a predicted model, not a curated record
CAACCAAUCAAGUACCAGAUAAUCUAUUCCUGCCGAGAUAUCCUUUUGGAGGAAGAUAUUUUGUUUCAUUGCCUAUCUUUUUACAAAUUAAUGUUUUCGAUACAUUUCUUCAAGUGAUAUUAAAUAAUUUUAAGCAACACUAGUAUCAAGCACUAAGCAUCAUUCAAAUAUUACCAUACUGAAAUACAUACUUAGUCUGUAGUGCGUCGUGUAGUAGUUUAGGUUAAAUUAGAUUAGAUGUGUAUACAUGCGUAGCACGUGUUUUGUAGAGAGUAUUAAAACAUUUAUUUUAUUUACGAAUUAAAUAAAAAAGUACAAAAUGAAGAUUAAAAAUUUGAAAAAGAAUCCUCUAAGUCGUCCUAAAAAGGAGAAAGAAAAUGCAGUGGAAGAGAAUAAUUCAAGUACAUCGAGUCAAUCUGCAGAGGUUAUGUUGCCAACUGAAAGUAAUUUCAAUCAUAUUAAAUGUAAAGCUGUCAGGUACGAAAAGUGUAAGCAAUUGUUAAAACAAAAAGCAAAAGCUAAAAAGGAAGCAAAAAAAAAUAGAAUACAAGAGGGUGCUCCAAAGCAAGUACCGCAUACAAUAGAAAGUUUAAGAGAAAAAGAUGAAACCGCAAUAGUUGGUGAUUUGGAUGAUGAGGAAAAUGAAGAGGUUAAAGUUGAUUUGGAGCAUGAUGAAUUUGCUGCAUAUUAUAGAAAAGAAUAUGAGCCUAAGGUUUUGAUAACGUAUUCUGAUAAUCCAACAAGGAAGACUAGAAUUUUUGGUAGAGAACUUACACGAAUGAUACCAAAUUCUAUAUCUUUGUAUAGAAAUCGGUCUGGUGUUAAAAAGAUUGUUAAAAGUGCUAUUGCUAGAAAUUUUACAGACCUAAUUAUAGUCAAUGAAGAUCGCUGUGUACCAAAUGGAAUGUUAAUAAUUCAUUUGCCUGAUGGACCAACAGCAUAUUUUAAAUUGAGUAACGUUAAAAUCACACCUGAAUUAAGACGUAAUCAUAAAGAAAUUACAGAACAUAGGCCAGAAGUUAUUUUAACUAAUUUUACAACUCGUUUGGGAUAUACUGUAGGAAGAAUGUUAGGUGCAUUGUUCCAUUAUGAGCCUGAGUUUAAAGGUAGAAGAGUUGUAACUUUUCAUAAUCAAAGAGAUUACAUCUUCUUUAGACAUCAUAGGUAUGAAUUCAAUUUGAAGACAGGUAAACCAAGAUUAAAAGAGUUAGGUCCACGAUUUACUUUAAAAUUGAAAUCAUUACAACAUGGUACAUUUGAUAGUAAGUAUGGAGACUAUGAAUGGCUUAUUCAAGGGCGGCGACAUGAAAUGGAAAUCAGUAGAAGAAAAUUCUUCUUAUAAAUUCAUUGGUAAUAACUUUUUUAUUUAUAUAAUUUAACAAUAAUAUAAAUAUAUAUAGAAAUUUAUUUCUGAUGAUUUGUAUAAAAAAAAAAAAA